AUGAACCACCCCUCCACUCGCACCGGUCCCUCCCUGAGUUUAAGGGUAGGGGGCUGGGCGUCUCGAGCCUUCAUCCAUCCACGUGAAGAGAUGCCCGAGGAGCAAAGCAUUAGCGACACCGCAGUCUAUAAAGAUGGCGUGUAUUCAAUCCUGGGCCGCACCAGUGUGGACAUCAUCAAAAGUGGAGGCUAUAAGAUCAGCGCACUUGAUGUAGAGCGCCACCUAUUGGCUCACUCAGACAUCAUCGAUGUGGCAGUGAUCGGAGCUCCGGAUCCAGUCUGGGGUCAGAAAGUCACUGCAGUCGUGCAGCUCCAACAAGGGAAGAGUCUGACUUUAUCAGACUUAAAGAUUUGGGCUCGGGAGCACAUGGCGCCCUACACCAUUCCCGCAGGCCUGCUGCUGGUGGAGGAGAUGCCCCGAAACCAAAUGGGCAAGGUCAACAAGAAGGAGCUGCUGAGACACUUCUACCCCUGA
Messenger RNA from Knipowitschia caucasica, 474 nucleotides. The record is from the annotation of a GenBank genome assembly. Lineage: Eukaryota; Metazoa; Chordata; Actinopteri; Gobiiformes; Gobiidae.